Messenger RNA from Octopus sinensis (East Asian common octopus), 1432 nucleotides. RefSeq lists its product as uncharacterized. Bases 285 to 1166 code for a protein of 293 amino acids. The transcript is spliced from 5 exons. NCBI's taxonomy places the organism in Eukaryota, Metazoa, Mollusca, Cephalopoda, Octopoda, Octopodidae. The record is from RefSeq and is a predicted model, not a curated record.
UCUCAUUCAUACUUACGGAACUUCCUUGCCCCACCUUAUAUUCUGAGCUCUGACUGAUAAUCCUCAUUCAAUACUAUUUCAUUUGUGUUCAUUUAUUUAAAGAACAACAAAAACAGUAAAGGAAAUAUUUUCCAAAUGUCCAGACACAAGCACAGAUACAUAUAUACAUGCACAUAAAUAGAUAACUAUUAUUUUAGAGAGAGAUACUUACAUAUAUUUUAUAUAUACAUUUAUUUGCUGAUCAACAGGCAGUUUUCAUAAAUAUACUGAACAAAUAUAACGGAAUGAAUUCUUUGAAUUUCCCCAUCACUAAGAUACAUCCUGAUUUUUGCCGUGUGCACAAUUGUAAGAGUGAAAACAUGUCAUUCUUUGAUCCAUGUGAUUGCAAUGCUUAUUACCACUGCCAUUCAAAUAACACAACCGAUAGGAGAACAUGUAAUGUUACAACGGGAUUUUUGAAAGAAGGCGACAUGAUAAAAUAUGUCAAAUGUGUCUACGUUGCGGAAAUGAACGUCGGGAACCUCAAGGUAUGUGAAAAGGAGAGCCCUUGGUCAUUGUGCAAUGUCAGUAAAAAAUUUAAGAAAAAAAAAUGCAGGAAAAUAUGGCCAGAAAACAAGUCAGAAUGGAACUCAAAUAAAAUUGACAGAUUUCUGAAUAAAACAGUGGAGAAAAAUGAUGAAAACAUAGGAAGUGGAGCUGGAAAUCUAUCUCCUACUUUAUUCAUGCCUAUUCUUAUUAGUAUUUUGGUUUUACUGCUUCUUAUGCUCUGUAUCACUCUGGUGUUAUUCAUAAAAAAAUGCAAAAAAAAUUGGUCAAAUUCUAGUGGUGUUCCUAGACCUGAAAAUCCUGACAAAAAUAUUGCAUUAGCUGAACCAGUUCAAUAUGAAGAAAUUAAAAUUGAUUUUCCGAGAAAAUGUUCCAUUGAUAUGCUAAGGCGGCCCCUACCUGACUUUCCAAAAGAAAGGGAUUCUACGGAAGUAAGAUACCAAAGAAUUCUCUCAGUUUUCCAGAAAGAUGACCCAGGGAAGAAAAAUGGCCUUAACACUGGCAAUAAUUUGGCAUCAGAGAAUACAAAUAGUAUUUAUAUUCCUGAAGAAGGGCAGUAUAAUAUUGUAGAUGCCGAAAAUAAUGCAGAAUGUAAAGACAAGUGUCAAGUGCCAGACUGAUAUUUAACUUCCAUGUUUACAUUUACCGAAUGUUUGCUACAGAUCAAGGACUUUCAACUAAAUAGACAUUUCAACAUGAAAAAUCAUGCCUAAUGUGGAAGAAUUUAUAUUUCUUGCCUUGAUCUAGUCUAUCCCUUCUUUUAUUACAGAUACAUAUAUACACAUACAUAGGAGAUAGGGGUACGUUACGCCGCAAUAAUAUAUGUAUAAAAUUAAAUAUAAAAUAUAAAUUACAAAGUGGGACAAGAACGCAAAAACACACAAAG